Messenger RNA from Coregonus sp. 'balchen', 794 nucleotides. Lineage: Eukaryota; Metazoa; Chordata; Actinopteri; Salmoniformes; Salmonidae. The record is from the annotation of a GenBank genome assembly.
UGUGUGGGCGGUGUGUGUGCGCUGGCCAACGUGCUGGGUCGUGAGGUGUGUGAGCUGGAGCAGCUGUGUGUGUCGGGACGUUGGGAAGAAGCCAGAGCUCUGCAGCAGCGCCUCAUAGAGCCCAACACUGCUGUAAGUCAAGCUACAUAACCUCAUGUAACCCUACAUAAGAGUUGGCAUAGUGACUUCAUGACCACUACAAUAGCCCUAAGUAGCAUAAGAGUGACAUAGAGAAGGCAAAGACAUAGAGCUCAACACUACUGUGAGGGAAGCUUCAUAAACCCUACAUAGCUCUAUGUAACAGUGACAGAGCCAAACACUGCCGUAAAUCAAGCUGCAUAGCGCUACAUAAUCCUACAUAAAAGUGACAUAACCCUACAUAUCAGUGACAUAACCCUACAUACCCCUACAUAGGUGUGACAUAGAGACCAGCACAGCUUUGAGUGAACCUACAUAGCCCUAAAUAACCCUGCAUAAUGUUGUCAAAGAGCUGUGAGUCAAGUGACAUUACCCUACAAUAGUGAACUUGACAGGUCCGGUAGUGUCUGAACAGAAAGCUACACUGCCCUACGAACAGUAAAUGUGACAUAGGAACAGGGUUAAGUUAUUGGCAUAACAUCCCCUCCUCUCUCUGUUGUUGCUAGGUGACCAGAAAGUUUGGCGUUCCCGCCCUCAAGCAGGCGAUGGAGUGGUUUGGUUACCACGGCGGCGCCUGUCGCUCUCCUCUUCAACCGCUCUCAGAGGCCGAAUCACAGCAGCUCAGACUGGACUUCUCCACCAAUGGCUGGCUCUGA